Molecule: messenger RNA, 3756 nt
Organism: Sphaeramia orbicularis (orbiculate cardinalfish)
Lineage: Eukaryota; Metazoa; Chordata; Actinopteri; Kurtiformes; Apogonidae
Gene: tbc1d10c
Product: TBC1 domain family, member 10C
Exons: 10
Coding region: 98-3637 (1179 amino acids)
Biological process (GO): regulation of GTPase activity
Molecular function (GO): small GTPase binding; GTPase activator activity
Source: RefSeq, a predicted model, not a curated record
AGAGGAAGUUUGUCUUCCUCCUCUCAUCACUGGGAGGAUCUCACACUUCACCUCCUCAGUAACGGAGAGCUCAAACAGACGGACAUGUAAAAGUAAGAUGUUGAAUCCAUCGAGCCCAGCCCAGAAGACACUCAGUGAGGAGGACAGCUCUGGAUCUGAUGUGGGGUCAGAGGUUGGAUUAGAACAUGAGACAGAUCGGUUUGGCUUCAUUCUGACCAAUGGAUCUACAGCUAGUGUCAGGAGUGCAGGUCCGCCUCCUGAGCUGGUGAGACAGAGGGAGGCCAAGUGGAUCCACAUCAUUGGACAAUGGGAUCGAAUCUUACUGAAGAAGACCAGUAAGGUUAAGAUGCAAUGUCAGAAAGGCAUCCCCGCAUCCCUGAGAGCCAAGUGCUGGCCACUGCUGUGUGGAGCCACUGACAGGAUGAAACAAAACAAAGAUCUCUACAAGUCUCUGGACUCACAGCCUGCUCUGCAAAGCUGGGUGGACGUGAUCGAGAGAGACCUGGACCGACAGUUCCCUUUCCACGAGAUGUUUCUUUCUAAGGACGGGCAUGGGCAGCGGGGUUUGUUCCGGGUGUUGAAAGCCUACACACAGUUCCAACCAGAGGAGGGUUACUGCCAGGCACAGGGGCCGGUGGCUGCAGUGCUGCUCAUGAACAUGCCUGCAGAGGAGGCCUUCUGGUGUCUGGUGCAGAUCAGUGAGCAGUACCUACCUGGAUAUUACAGCCCUCUGCUGGAGGGGGUCCUGUUUGAUGCAGCCAUGCUGACCUGGGUGUUGAAAAGGACGUGUCCAUCUGCACACAAACACCUGCAGCACUUCGGUGUAGAGCCCCUCAUGUUUGCAACAGACUGGCUCAUGUGUCUGUUCACACGCCACCUGCCCUUCAACACCCUGCUGCGAGUCUGGGACCUAUUUUUCUGCUACGGGGUGCGGGUGCUGCUCCAGGUGGCGGUAGUGUUGGUACGUCGGGUGCUGGGCCGGGCUGAGCAGAGGAAGCAGUGUCAGGGUCAGAUGGAGACUCUGGAGAGGCUCAGGAGCAUCAGGGAUGAGGUCCAGGAGGAGGACGAUGCCUUCAUAGCAGAGGUGUGCUCUGUGCCAUUGUCAACCAGAGAUUUGCAGAGGCAGACAGAAAAGGAGCUAGAGAAGUGGCGGAAAGACAAGCCCUCCUCCACCUUUGACCCCAGAGGUCGUUGCCAAGGAUACCAGAUGGCGUGGACGAAGGCUCGACAGACCAAGGAAGAAUGGGAGAGGAAAGAAAGAGAGAAAGGGAACCUUUCUGUUCCAUUGGCUCGCUCGGCCUCCACUCUGUCGCUGUCCCCGUCACUGCUUCAUAAGAGGUGGAGGAAAGGUGGAAAGGCCAACGCUGGCGAAUGGGAAGGUGGCAGCAAAGUCGUCAGGCAUCUUUCAAUGCGGGCAAAAGAGGACUGGCAGAGCUGGACUGAUUUAAAUUUCAGAAAAGUGCAGGGCGUUAAGGAGGAAGACGAUGUAGUCUUUGAAGAACAAAAAAAACAGAGCAAGCCAGAACUAAAACAAACUGAGCAAAAAGAAUGUAUAGAAGGAAGUAAAAGCCAAAGCAUCACAACACAGAAAACAGAAACAAUAGUUGAUUUAAAGAGAGAAGUGGAAGCAAGAGAGCCUGAACAGCAGGAAGGGCAACCUACAGGGGAAGACAACCUGCAACCAGUAGGUGUAGAAAAUUCACCUGUAGAGACAGACACAACCCAUUCACCAGCUGAAGAACAGUCAUGUAACAAACAGGAAGAGGAGCUGGACUCUGACAGCCAAUCACAAAUACCAAAAGAGCUGAGUCAGAAAACUGAGGAGCAGGAAACUGAGGUUUGCGACAUAAAGGAAGAAACAGAAACACAUGAAAGUGAAUGCACAGGUGUUGUAGAAGAAAAUCAGACUGAAAUAACCACAAAUGCAGAGACAGAGAUGCAAGUAAGUGUAGAGACCAGUGAGGAACCAAUAGAACAGAUGGAUAAAAAACCAGAGGAGAGAACAGAAACUGAAAAUGUACAAAAACAGGUCGACACAGUCGUUGAUGUAACAACAGAAACUGAGCCACAAGUAAUAACUGAAGCAAGUCCAGACUCAGAGAGUGAUGCUGAAGCUCUGGCUGAUAAAAACACAGAUGACACAGCUGACGCUGUCACACAUCAAGAAGGCACAGAGACUGAGAAUUCAUUUGAGGUGAAAUACCAAAGUACUGAGUCAUUAACAGAACUACAAGUGAAAGAGGAGCCCCACACCCAAACAGGCACAGAGACUGAUGUACUGGCACAGAUACAAGUAGAAAAUGCAGCCACGCUGGAUGAAUCUGAGACUGAAAUAGAUUUGCAGCAACACAGUGUAAUUCCACUUGAAGACAUGACAGCAGAAGCAGAAACAAUAGAGACUUCAGAUGAUUGCAUUCAACAAGAAGAAAGUGCUGAUGUAGCUGAGAAUGACACAGAAGUAAUAGGUACAGAUAAAACAGUGACAGAAUCAAAUGAUACAUCUGAGCCUCCGCAGCCAAAAGAGGACAUUUGUUUGACGGUACAUUCGAUGGCAGAGGUUGAGAAUGAUGUAAGUAUCUGUGAUCAAAAUGAAACAGAGGAAGCACCUGUAGAAAGUCAGAUCGCUAAUGCUACUGUUGCUCCUCCACACAAUAAGGAGACAUCAACAAAACCAGCAACGCCGAUUCUCACCUCAGAGCCUGAUGGGAAAAUAGCACAAAUAGGUACCUGUGAUGAGUCUGUAUCCGAAACAACAAAAGUCCAAGAGGAUUUAGAGGAACAAAGGAAAGGAGACAUUCAAGAAGAGGAUGAUGACUAUAUUUCUACUCUUAACACUCCACAACUAGUGGAGAAUUUGCACACUGACAAUAACCCACAGGUACAAAAUAAAGAGGAGUCUGACCUGGUGAAAGAAGAGAUUCAAAACUGUGGGCGCCGCAGCAGCCGGUCGUCUGGUGAUUUCUGUUUGCGUAAAUCAGCCAGUUCCCGAGAAUCUAGAUUGGCACGGAAACUUUCUGAAGAUCUCUUUACCACACCACAGAAAACUAACCAACCUGUAUUAAAUCCUCCAGAUAAGGUUAAGCUUGCAGAGUUGAAAGGCAAUCCAGGAGAUGUAAAUGCAACGCAAAGUCCUUCUAGUGUCAUCAGGUCUACAGAGUCUUUAAGUAAGAGUGAACAUGAUGACCCUCCAUCACUAUUAGCAGAAAUAAAUGAGGAAAAGCAGCCACAAACCCCACCUAAACGUUUUGGUCUGUUUCGCAGACUGAGAGGAGAUCAGCCCAAAAAGACUAAGACAAAAGCAACACCCAAAAUGCAGGUCCCCAAAAUCUUAAUUCAGGACUUCAGUGACGAGGUGGGGAUAGGAAAACCCGCCGAGGUUGAAGAGGAGGAGAAACUGAGCUCCAAAGAGAGGAGGAGGAGGAGGAGGGAGAGAGAAAGACAGGAGAAAGAAGAGGAGAGGCUGAGAAAGAAGAAAGAGAAGGAGUUGGAAAAGGAGAAAGAAAGAGACAGGAGGAAACCGCAGACAAGGGGCAAAAGUUUUCAGGUGCAAACGGAAAAAGGCAGGACUCAACUUGCUGCCAACACUGGCUCACAGACACUUAGAUAUUCUGCUUCUUUUGCUGAAUCUUACUUCUGACCUGAGGAAUGGGAUCUGUAGCAGUUGUAGUUCUAGAGACAAUCGACAAUCCCCCUCUAGUAAAUCUUUCUUCUUCUUGAAGUUGCUGACAUGUAAAUAAAUAAUAAAUGUUGACAUCA